Molecule: messenger RNA, 1776 nt
Organism: Hypoxylon fragiforme
Lineage: Eukaryota; Fungi; Ascomycota; Sordariomycetes; Xylariales; Hypoxylaceae
Exons: 3
Coding region: 1-1776 (591 amino acids)
Molecular function (GO): protein binding
Source: RefSeq, a predicted model, not a curated record
AUGGAAUCGCCUCGAGCAAAGAAUGGCCGGAGGGCGACUAGCUUGUCAGGAUGGACGUCAAAAGCAGUCCUUUUCUCGGCCCUUGCCGCAGUUCCUGGGUCGAUGGCACAACAAGGAAGUUGUAUUUCGUUGUCGGGGUCUACGGUCUGCCCGGCUUUUCAGUCUGCCUCCGUAUCCACCAGCAAGCAAGUGACGGAUUUGUUCUCGUUUCUUCAAUACGUCUCAGACGUGACUUCGUUCGAUCGUCAAUUCACUCAAUAUAUCCAAACCGAUUAUGUCCAGAGACAGUACCAACAGUUGCUGGGAUGCGGGAACAUCGACCUCGUCAACACUACUAAUUUAUACGCACGUUUCACCACCUCAGUAAUCUGUAAUGCUAUUAUCCAGAACUCCGUCCAACCCUGUAACUUGGCGGAUGACGCCUCGCGACCCUUGUGUGCUGACUCUUGUGCCCAUUACGCCGAGAGUGAAGCAUAUCUUGCGGCUGACACUGAUCUCUGUCCCAGUUCCAGCAAUGGCCGCCAGGAUCAGUUAAGGGCUGAUUUCAUCAAUUGCGCUUUACCUGCGGAUUCAUUAUCAACUAGCAGCUGCAUACAAGGCAUAACUAAUGAGCCAGAUAAUUGCGGAUAUGGUCAAGGUACUAUUGGGUUGUGUUCCUAUUGCGCCUCUGGCGGUAUUAAUUCCACCGAUACCUGCUGUUACAACUCGAACAUUGAAUCAAGAUGUGCAAACGUCGUCUUGCCCACCAUUACGCCCACCGUCUCCCUAAAUACAUCGAUGCCGACCGCCACAGCAAGCAACACAGCCACACCCGUUGCGAACAAUUCGGGAAAUACUGGCCUCUCCGGUGGCGCUAUAGCUGGUAUAGUUAUCGGGUCUGUGGCUGGCUUGGCUCUUCUAGCAUUCCUCGUGCUCAUGUGCAUUAGGCUUGCACGACGAAGAAACGGCAGCCAAAAGGGAAGUGUCUUUAACCAGCCGUCGCCUUCUAGGAAAGGACCACCGACGGGGCAAAUUCCUGCCAACCAACCACCUCAAGGAUAUGAAAUCCUCCCUGGUGGUAGAAUUGCUCGCAUGUCCGCAUUGGAAGGUCCCGCGGGAGAGCCAGCCUCGAGGCAUGGUGGCUCACGGCGUGGUGGAUCAGCUAGUGCAGCAGUGGCCGGCUUUAUGGCAGGAAGAAGGAGGGGAGGAGACGACCAUUCAUCUUCGGACUCGUUUGGAGGGAGCCCAGCGUCGGAACCACGUGCAGCUGUAUUACGGCCACCUCCGAUUAACAUGCGCAGGAAUGGGUCGCUAUCCAGCAGCUCGGUACUUGCAGGCGAAGACCCUCAAUCUCCCACUAGUGCAGGGGGAAUGUCGUCACCUCCUGGCGUUAACAGUCAACAGUCGGAGCAGCUACCAUUCUUCAAGGAUUACUAUUCUCAAGACGACAUCCACCCAGGCGAGCGUGUCGCCACCCUAUGGGCUUAUCAACCGCGCGCAGCCGACGAGUUUGCCUUGGAACGUGGCGAUAUGCUAAAGGUGGUGGGCAUCUGGGACGAUGGAUGGGCGACUGGUGUCCUGUUAGAUGAAAGAGCAGAUGAGUGGGAAUCACGAAAGCAGGCACAGAGGGAUAGUGGUGUUUCCAACACGUCAGGCCGUGGACGAGAUUCGUCACCUGCAGCCGGUGGCGAGAUCAAGGCAUUCCCGUUAGUCUGUGUCUGCCUUCCGGAGCACUGGAGGAAGACGAUCGAAGGCGAUGGAUCCACAGAGACUGGGUCCAGUGCGCAUCCCAUUUGA